CUUCGUUUUAUUUCCAGGUCAUCUUUUGUCAUGCUGAGCGACUGCUACAAACUUUGCUCUACGGGGCUUUCCCAGGAAUGACGGCUGCGCCACAACUCGCGCGCGCCAUAAUCAAGCUCGCGAAGUACGAAGUACGUAACCACCAGUGACGUCGUGGCGUCAUUCGACCAGCUUCCCGUCAUCUUAAUCCCAACAAUUUCAACGCAUCGUCGAGCGGCACCCGGUACCUACUUGUAUUCAUUUGCGCGAAGCCACUACGGCAGCUGAUCUCGAGCGACAGAGCGAGUGUCUUCCUGACGCCACAAGAACUCAGGCUCUCCGCGCGGCACCGAUCCACCGUAGAGCAAGGCAUCAAUUCCGACUUGGACGUGGGACGACUCGACAACCGCCAAGAUGGCGUCUUCCUCGACGCCUGCAACCCCUCUCCUAUACUCCUGCAUCGCGCACAAGACGACGAUCCUCGCAGAAUGCACAACCUCGGCCUCGUCGCAGACCUCGUCCCUCGCCUCUCUCAUCCUCCCUAAGAUCGAACACAAUACGCCUCAGAAACUGACUUACACGCACGGGCAACAUCAAAUUCACUACAUUUCCGAGGCGCCAUCGGAGCACCCCGAUCACCCAGCGGCUGGGGGCCUGACGUUUCUGGUCGUUGCCGAUGCCUCCCUGGGCCGUCGCGUGCCAUUCGGCUUUCUCUUCGAAAUACGCAAUCGCUUCUUCUCACAGUUCCCCGAGGAUAGUACCGACUUUUCUGACCUGCCAAACUACGGCGCAGGGGCGUUCAAUGGCGAGCUCAAGAGUUUGAUGGUCGACUAUGGUACGACGAGCGGCGGACGCGAGGACGCGAUCGGCAACGCAAAGCGCGAGAUUGAUGAUGUUAGGGGCAUCAUGACGAAGAACAUCGAAAGCCUGCUUGAGCGUGGGGAGAGGCUCGACCUGCUGGUGGACAAGACGGACCGGCUGGGAGGCAGCGCGCGGGAGUUCCGAGUGCGGAGCAGGGGCUUGAAGCGCCAGAUGUGGUGGAAGAAUGUCAAGUUGAUGGCGCUUCUGGCCCUGGUAUUGUUCCUGAUUGUGAUGGCCAUUGUCAUCACGGUCAAGAAUUGAGCUGAGCGGGGGACGUGAUCAGUGGGGUUGACGGAGAGACGGCAGGCCGCCUGACAGAUACCAACUACCUAUUUGACCUUGCCUAUUGCUACCCUUAGAAUGUAUUAUAGCGGCACUUCAACGCGAUACGGCAUACCUUCAGGGCGGCGGAGCCUUUGCGUGACUAGUGGUUAAAUGGACCAUUCUGGUAAAAUGAGGCAUGCUAUUUUAGACUGUCGCGGCGACAUGCAGACGAACAGCUUCAGGAGUUUAUAUGUGCUUACUCAAGCUGCGCCGUUUAUUUCCCACGAUACAAGACCACUCUGCC
Molecule: messenger RNA, 1408 nt
Organism: Purpureocillium takamizusanense
Lineage: Eukaryota; Fungi; Ascomycota; Sordariomycetes; Hypocreales; Ophiocordycipitaceae
Exons: 2
Coding region: 394-1101 (235 amino acids)
Biological process (GO): vesicle-mediated transport
Cellular component (GO): membrane
Source: RefSeq, a predicted model, not a curated record